CAUCCCGCUAAACGGCUCAACUCGUUUUAAUCCCAACGGUUGACCACUGCGUUGUAUGGAGGAGACACGGUGAUACUUUACCUAAAGUGCCAGGCCAGCACGGAUGAAAGCAAAUGCACAUUUCAUGCAGACUCCCUUCAAAUCAAAGGAAAUCAGCCUUUAAUUGGAUUUCUCUAUGCAGGAGGCGAAAAGAUGCACCUUGCAGCUGCGUGCGGGCAUGCAACGAGAGGCUGCAGACAGACGAACCUCGGUCGCCCUCACAAAGUUCUACAUUUCUGUCUUCUUUUAGGCAUCACACACGCCCAGAGGAAUUGAUGGUGGCUUUUUUUUAGCAAAUUCUUGUGGCGUUGAACUGCAGACAUGGAAGGGGUGAAAAAAGAUGCCCCUCCAGGGGGCAAUGGAGAAAAAUCCGACACCCUGGGGUCAACUGGCUCAGCCAGAAAAAGAGGAGGGGGGGCCAAGAAGGCGAUGCAGGCCAACAAGUCUGCCCUCAGAGCUCCUCGUGCCCUCUGUUGCCUCACCCUCAGCAAUCCCAUACGCAUGGCAGCUCUGGCCCUAGUGGAGUGGAAGCCCUUUGAUAUCUUCAUUCUUCUUGCCAUCUUUGCCAACUGUGUGGCCAUGGGAGUCACCAAGCCAUACCCUGAUGAUGACUCCAAUGCUACUAAUCACAAACUGGAACAAGUGGAGUAUGUCUUCCUCGUCAUCUUCACCAUUGAGACUUUCACUAAAAUCCUUGCCUAUGGCUUGGUCAUGCACCCCAGCGCCUACAUACGCAGUGGAUGGAACUUGCUUGAUUUUGUUAUCGUCAUUGUCGGGCUGUUCAGUGUCAUGGCAGAAGCCAUGACAGACCACAAGCCAGGAGAGGCUCAUCACGCUGCAGGAAAACCUGGAGGCCUGGAUGUCAAAGCUCUCAGAGCGUUCAGGGUGCUGCGACCCCUCCGACUCGUAUCUGGAGUUCCGAGUCUGCAAAUUGUGUUGAAUUCUAUCAUGAAAGCCAUGGUUCCGCUCCUUCACAUCGGCAUGCUGGUCAUGUUCGUCAUCAUCAUCUACGCCAUCAUCGGCUUGGAGCUUUUUAUCGGCAGGAUGCACAAGACGUGCUACUCUACCAGCACAGGUUUAAUGAUUGAAGACGACCCAUCACCUUGUGCCUUCGCAGGGAGUGGGCGCUUCUGUGUUGGCAAUAGUACUGAUUGCAGGGGCAAGUGGGAGGGUCCCAAUGGUGGCAUCACAAAUUUCGACAACAUCUUCUUUGCUAUGCUUACAGUUUUCCAGUGCAUCACAAUGGAGGGCUGGACAGAUGUGCUAUACUGGAUGAACGAUGCCAUUGGUUUUGAGAUUCCUUGGGUCUAUUUUGUUUCCCUGGUCAUCUUCGGUUCAUUUUUCAUCAUCAAUCUUGUAUUGGGUGUGUUGAGCGGAGAGUUCUCUAAGGAGAGAGAAAAGGCGGUGGCCCGCGGUGAGCUGCAGAAAGCGCAAGAGAGUAGGCAGAUGGAGGAGGACAUGAUAGGCUACAUGGACUGGCUCAUUGAGGCUGAGGAUGUGGAUGAAGAAGGAAACAAACGAGCUGCUAUUGCCAAGAAAAAGAUGAUGAAGAAGUUUGGUUGGUACAAACACAGCGAGGAUGGAGGCGAGUCUGAUUCGGAUGAUGACAUUGCAUACCUCGAUGACGACAACGGAUGCUGCGCUUCUCUUAUGGCCAAGAUGAUGGCCAAUAGCUUCUGUGACCAGUUGUGCCAGUUGAACCACACGUUCAGGAAAAACUGCCGCGUGGCUGUCAAGACUACUAACUUCUACUGGCUGGUUCUUCUUCUGGUUUUUCUCAACACAGUGGCCAGUGCUUCAGAGCAUUAUGGGCAGCCAAAGUGGCUCACAGAAAUGCAAGAGCGAGCCAAUAAGGUCCUAUUGCUGCUUUUUACUCUGGAGAUGCUGAUGAAGAUGUACGCCUUCGGGCUGCAGAUAUACUUUAUGGCUCUCUUCAAUCGCUUUGAUUGCUUUGUGGUGUGCGGUGGAAUCCUGGAAACACUGCUGGUGGAAUCAGAUUUUAUCCCCCCUAUUGGCAUCGCAGUGCUGCGCUGCAUCCGACUGCUCAGAAUCUUCAAGAUGACUCGGCAUUGGGCGGCCUUGUCCGACUUGGUCAACUCUCUACUCAACUCUAUGAAAGCUAUCUGCUCCCUUCUGCUCCUACUCUUCCUCUUCCUCAUCAUCUUUGCCCUCUUGGGCAUGCAACUGUUUGGGGGUAAAUUCAACUUUGACGAGACACAGAUGAAGAGGAGCACUUUUGACUCCUUUCCUCAGGCUCUGCUCACUUGCUUUCAGAUCCUCACUGGAGAGGACUGGAACGCCGUGAUGUAUGAUGGUAUCAUGGCCUAUGGAGGACCAGUCUUCCCCAACAUGGUGGUGUGCAUUUACUUUGUCAUCCUAUUUGUCUGUGGUAACUACAUCCUACUCAAUGUCUUCUUGGCUAUUGCUGUUGACAACUUGGCUGGAGGUGGCGGACAGAAUGAAGUAGAAGAGAAAAAAGAUGAUGAUGAAGACUGGGAUGAUGAUGAAGAGAAAGAAGAUGAUGCAGGGAACGAGGACGACGACUGGCAGGAGAAUGAGGAGCUAAGAGCCAUUGAGGGGCUGGAGGGAGUUGCCCCAUUAAAGCCUGAGUUUUCUGGGCCUAAAGAAAAGAUUGUGCCCAUCCCAGAUGGAAGCUCCUUUUUUAUUCUUGGGAAAAAGAAUUGCUUGCGAGUGGCCUGCCAUAACCUCAUCCAUCACCCCUACUUCACCAACUUCAUCCUCAUUUUCAUCAUCCUCAGCAGCAUUUCUCUGGCUGCUGAGGAUCCCAUCAAAUCCCACUCAUUCCGAAACAUUGUCCUGGGUUACGCUGACUAUGUUUUUACUUCAGUUUUUACUGUGGAGAUUGUACUGAAGAUGACGGUGUAUGGAGCUUUUCUUCACACCGGUUCCUUCUGCAGAAACGCCUUCAACCUUCUGGACUUGUUAGUGGUCAGUGUGUCGCUCACGUCUUUCUUUCUUCACUCAAGCGCUAUCUCUGUGGUGAAGAUUCUCAGGGUGCUCCGUGUGCUCAGACCUCUCCGUGCCAUCAACAGAGCCAAGGGACUGAAAAACGUGGUACAGUGUGUGUUUGUUGCAAUCCGCACCAUCGGCAACAUCUUGAUCGUCACAACGCUCCUUCAGUUCAUGUUUGCCUGCAUCGGGGUGCAGCUUUUCAAGGGCAGAUUCUACAGCUGCACAGAUGAAGCCAAACACACUCCCGAUGAGUGCAAGGGAACGUUUGUGGUCUAUAAAGACGGGGAUAUGAACCAUCCAAUGGUGAGAGAGAGGAUUUGGGAAAACAGCGACUUCAACUUUGACAAUGUGCUGAUGGGCAUGCUGGCUUUGUUCACAGUGUCCACGUUUGAAGGAUGGCCACAGCUCCUGUACCGGGCAGUGGAUGCCAAUGCCAUAAACCACGGCCCUAUUUACAACUACCGGGUGGAAAUCUCCAUCUUUUUCAUCAUCUAUAUCAUCAUCAUCGCCUUCUUCAUGAUGAACAUUUUUGUGGGUUUUGUCAUCAUUACCUUCCGAGAACAAGGAGAGGCUGAAUUCAAAAACUGCGAACUCAACAAAAACCAGCGCCAAUGUGUCUACUAUGCCUUGAAAGCUCAACCGAUAAAAAUUUACAUUCCCAAAAAUCCCUCCCAGCUCAAAUUCUGGAGGAUAAUAAACUCCAGCCAGUUUGAGUACGUCAUGUUUGUGCUGAUUCUGGGCAACACGCUCACCCUGGCAAUACAGCAUUAUGAGCAGUCCAAAAACUUCACCUCUAUCAUGGACAUCCUCAACAUGAUCUUCACUGUGGUGUUCACCAUUGAGAUGGUCAUCAAGUUACUGGCUCUUCGUGCGCAUCACUAUUUUAUUGAUCCAUGGAAUUCUUUUGAUGCUUUGAUUGUUGUGGGAAGCGUGUUGGACAUUGCAGUCUCAGAGUUCAGUGGUGGAGGAGGUCACGGUGAGGGAAAAGGUGAAAGUGGCAAAGUUUCCAUCACGUUCUUCCGUUUGUUUCGAGUGCUGCGAUUGGUCAAACUGCUCAGUAAAGGAGAAGGCAUUCGAACUCUUUUGUGGACUUUUGUCAAGUCACUCCAGGCUUUACCAUAUGUUGGUUUGCUCAUUGCAAUGAUCUUUUUCAUCUAUGCUGUGAUAGGCAUGCAGACAUUUGGGAAAGUGGCCAUUGAUGAUGACACACAUAUCAACAGAAACUGCAACUUUCAGACUUUCUUCAUGGCUGUUCUGGUGCUAUUCAGGUGUGCCACUGGAGAGCAGUGGCAGGAUAUCAUGUUGGCCGCAUUGCCCGGAAGGCGCUGCGACCCAGAGUCAGACACAGAGCCUGGUGAAGAGUUCUCUUGCGGCAGCAACUUGUCCUACAUCUACUUUAUCAGCUUCUUCAUGCUCUGCGCUUACUUGAUUAUCAAUUUAUUUAUUGCUGUCAUCAUGGACAACUUUGAGUACCUAACAAGAGACUGGACAGUACUUGGUACUCACCACCUGGACGAGUUUAAAAGAGUUUGGUCGGACUAUGAUCCAGAAGCCACUGGCCGCAUUAAGCACAUCGAUGUCAUCACCAUGCUGCGGAGAAUUCAGCCACCUCUUGGUUUUGGGAAAAUGUGUCCUCACCGUGUUGCUUGCAAAAGGUUGGUUUCUAUGAAUGUUCCUCUGCACCCUGAUGGGACGGUCACCUUCAGCGCUACCUUGUUUGCGCUGGUGCGAACUUCCCUUAAGAUCAAGACUGAAGGUUGUAUCUUUUUCUCACCACUCACACAUGUACUUAUUCAAGCUUUAUGCACAAGAAUUGGAUACAUUUGCUUUUUUUUUUUAGGGCCCAUCGAUCAGCAGAAUGAAGAAUUGAAGCUCAUCAUCAAGAAACUGUGGAAGCGGACCAAGCCUAAACUCAUAGAUGAAAUCAUUCCUCCCCCUAGAGGGGAUGAGGUGACUUGCGGCAAGUUUUAUGCCAGCUUCUUGAUUCAGGACUAUUUCAAAAAAUACCGCAAGAGAAAAGAGAGAGAACGAAAGUCUAAAAGGAAGGACAAAGCUGCUUCUCUUCAGCAAGGGCUGAGGACGCUACAGGAUCUGGCUCCGGAGAUGCGCCUAGCUAUGGCAUGCGACCUGGAAGAAGAGGAGGGUGUGGAUGGAGAGAUGACAGGCGAUGAGAUAUUCUACAGUGAGCACGCAGCCUCGGCCACCACCACGCCUGCAAGCACACCCAUGCCGCCCCUAGAAGUGCUGAUACAGCAAACCGCUGUAGUUGUUGAACCAGACACCAAAGAGAUGGUAAUCACUGAGCAGGUGACAGGUCUACAGGAUGCCCAGAGACCUGGAUCAGAGCUGGCAGGAGUGAGCGUUGUCACAGAGCAGCCAGUGCGAUCAAGAGCCCCGCUCACCAGGGCAGAUUGCAUCAGCAACCUACCUCCCCCUCCUCCUCCGGACACUCCAGUCGGAUCUGAGUUCACAGCUCCUGAGGCAACUACACUGAGAGUGGCUGAGCAGUUUUAUAGCAACGAAGGAGAUGCUGAAAGACCUGCAUCAGUAGACCGGUAUGCGUAUCCUGAGGCCACCUCUCCUUUACCACCUGAGCCUGAGUACAACAGCCAGAACCUUGAACAAGCCAACAUCAAUGGUGGAAUGUCAUGUGAACCUCACAAUGCCAAUGGCUUCGGUAAUGGUUAUAAUGGAACCACUACCACAAGUGGAGGAAGUGUUGCUGGGAGCCCCUACCCGACAAACGAAUACAAUGGCAACGGAUACUCGGCAUACCAUGAAAACGGGAGCGUCAUGAGCACAAAUGACAACGGCCGUGCUGUGAGUAGAAGUUCCACAGGGAAUGGCUACAAUGGAAACGAGAGCAGUGGUGCACAGUUUGUUAGGAGGAGGCUCCUUCCUUCCAUACCGAAAGGUCGCAAGCCCACCUUUAACUUCCAGUGUCUGAGGCCACAGAGCAGUGGGGAUGACAUUCCCAUCCCAGGAAACUAUCGAGGCAACACAUCCCCAUCCAGAUCUCGCCUCCAGACUCACCACAACUUGGACUCCAGGCCCAGCAGUGUGUCCUCAGUGUCGUCCGUCUCUUGGGCCAACACAAGGGCAGCCGGCAACACACCAGGUCCUGGAUUGAUCACCCCCUCAGCACGCAGGGGCAAGCUGAUCUACACGCCUAUGAUCCUGGUGGAUGAGGCCACAAAGACCAGCCAGCCGCUGUGGAGCGACGGCUCGGCCAGUCUUCCUGCGGGAAGUCAUCCCGGCUGGUACUCUGGUCAGAACAGGACCGCCAGCUUGAGGGUUCCACCGGCCAACCAGGGCUUUGUGAACAAAGGCAGUGCUGACAGUCUGGUGGAGUCGAUCCUGAUCUCUGAGGGUCUGGGAAUCUACGCCAAGGACCCAAAGUUUGUGAAUUUUGCGAAGCGGGAAAUUGCCGACGCUUGUCAUAUGAGCUUGGACGAGAUAGAGAGCGCCGCCGCCGACCUGAUCGCUCGUGGAGCCGGACAGUCGAUGUCUCACUUUGAGGACGAGCUGGCCGACGAAAUGAACUGUGUGAUUUCUUACUGACACUUGGAAAAACUGGAAUACCUGCGAAAAUAUGAGACAUAUAUUCAUUUUUUGUCUAUUGGCUGUUGCCACAAACAUUCAGGGAUUUAAGUGUGUGAACCCAACAAAGACUUUUAUGCACAUUAUGCUGUGUUUUUAUUUUAUUAUAAUUACUGUGCACCUUUUUGCAAUGGACUCUCAUUUUGUACUGUACUUGAAUGGCCACUUUCCACACUGUUAUGUGCAAUUUAAAAGGAAACUGCACUUUUUGGGGUGAAUAUUUCCUAUCAUUCACAGUCCUUAUGUAAGACAAGCACACCUAUGUUUUUCUUUGUUUAAUGCAUUUUAACUAUAGUAAAUAAAUGUGAGCAGAAAUUUGCUUACAAUAGGAGUCGUUGCCUAUAAAGCCCUUAUAAAUACAUCCAUACACCUCCAUCAAUGUUGUAUAUACAAAAUGUAAGUAUAUAUGUAAUAAAGUAACAGGCACAUUCAUAAUAGCAUGUCAUAUUUAUGUAUUUUGCUCAUUUUAAGCAUACGGUGGCGCAUUCGUUUUAUAGAAGCGUCACAAUGUUCGCGUUUUCCUUCAACUACAACAAUGUGUACAACUCAUGCAGACUUCAUGGGAGCCAACAAACAUAAUAAAACAUCUCUUACUUUACAAUGUCUGCUCUCACUGGGAUACCAACUGAUGACAUGUUAUAUUCCUAAAGGAAGAAUGACUUGUAAUCUUGGCGAAGGGUUAAAAAAGGGUGGGUGCAAACCAGCGUUUUCCGCGUGUCUUUCUUAUCAUCUUCAGGCCAAAAAUGGCUGUCAACGUGUACCAACUUCUCAGUUUAUGUCCACGUCAUUUUACUUUUGAGGUGAGAGGCAUGAUUUAUAAUAAAGAUUUAACUUUCACGAGUUACGAGGUGGGAAACCAGCUGAUGUCAAUACAGCUGCAUAAGGAAGUUGCCUCUCUGAUCAAUGCGCCACUAAGAGUAUAGGUUCUUAAAGGCCUACUGAAAUGCAAUUUUCUUAUUCAAACGGGGAUAGCAGGUCCAUUCUAUGUGUCAUACUUAAUCAUUUCGCGAUAUUGCCAUAUUUUUGCUGAAAGGAUUUAGUAGAGAACAUCGACGAUAAAGUUCGCAACUUUUGGUCGCUGAUAAAAAAGCCUUGCCUCUACCGGAAGUAGCAGACAAUAUGCGCGUGACGUCACAGGUUGUGGAGCACCUCACAUCUACACAUUGUUUACAAUCAUGGCCACCAGCAGCGAGAGCGAUUCGGACCGAUAAAGCGACGAUUUCCCCAUUAAUUUG
Molecule: messenger RNA, 7847 nt
Organism: Nerophis lumbriciformis (worm pipefish)
Lineage: Eukaryota; Metazoa; Chordata; Actinopteri; Syngnathiformes; Syngnathidae
Source: RefSeq, a predicted model, not a curated record